AUGGAGACUAUAUCCCUUGUAGAGACACAGUCCCUUCUCGAAAAAGAGCAUCCCAUCCUCAGUGUUCUCGGUGCUCCUACUGCUACGACGACUGUAGAUCCCCUAAAGGUCACCGUCGAUCUUCCUGCAGAAUCGGACAGCAUUCUCGUCUCCUUCAACAGAGUUAGCCAAUCUCCUAUUGCAGUCCCGAAAAAUAUGUCAGCAGCAACAAAACUCAAGAAGAUGAUCGAAGAAACCGAUGAGUUGAUUGUAUGCCCCGGUGUUUAUGACGGCCUCUCAGCACGUAUUGCACUGCGUGUGGGCUUUAGUGCUAUGUAUAUGACCGGUGCUGGGACAACAGCCUCUCGUCUUGGUCAGCCAGAUCUAGGAAUUGCCCACCUCCAUGAUAUGAAAGAGCACGCUGAAAUGAUUGCCAACUUGGAGCCCUACGGCCCGCCUCUUAUCGCUGACAUGGACACUGGUUACGGAGGGCCAAUCAUGGUGGCCAAUUCUGUCAAGUCAUAUAUCCGCGCUGGUGUAGCCGGUUUUCACAUCGAAGAUCAGGUCAUGAACAAGCGAUGUGGUCAUUUGAAAGGCAAGAAGGUCGUUCCCGAGGAGGAAUUUUACACACGCGUGCGUGCCGCCAAGUCAGCCAAGGAUGCAAUGCAUUCAGACAUCGUUCUGAUUGCUCGCACCGAUGCACUACAGAUGCUGGGAUACGAUGAGUGUGUCAAACGCCUUAAAGUAGCACGCUCACUUGGCGCUGACGUGGGCCUACUCGAAGGUUACACUUCAAAAGAAAUGGCUGCCCAGGCAGUGAAAGAUCUCGCACCUUGGCCAAUUCUAUUGAAUAUGGUAGAGAAUGGUGCAACACCUAUUAUCACUACCAAAGAAGCAAAAGAGAUGGGGUUCAGAAUCAUGAUUUUCUCAUUCGCGUCGAUUGCCCCGGCGUAUGUGGCUAUUCAAGCUACGCUUGAGCGACUUAAGGCUGAAGGAGUGGUCGGAACGCCGAAAGACUUGACCCCUUUGAAACUCUUUGAUAUGUGUGGACUCCAGGAUUCUAUGACCGUUGAUACAGAAGCUGGGAGUUUGUCUUUCGCUAGUGGUGUUUAG
Lachnellula hyalina is the source of this 1092-nucleotide messenger RNA. It is a transcript of the gene Dml, whose product is annotated as 2,3-dimethylmalate lyase. The transcript is spliced from 4 exons. Bases 1 to 1092 code for a protein of 363 amino acids. The record is from RefSeq and is a predicted model, not a curated record. Gene Ontology annotation, molecular function: catalytic activity. Lineage: Eukaryota; Fungi; Ascomycota; Leotiomycetes; Helotiales; Lachnaceae.